Messenger RNA from Pseudophryne corroboree (corroboree frog), 2809 nucleotides. RefSeq names its product protein phosphatase 1 regulatory subunit 13 like (gene PPP1R13L). Lineage: Eukaryota; Metazoa; Chordata; Amphibia; Anura; Myobatrachidae. Bases 248 to 2656 code for a protein of 802 amino acids. Gene Ontology annotation, cellular component: nucleus. The record is from RefSeq and is a predicted model, not a curated record. The transcript is spliced from 12 exons. Gene Ontology annotation, biological process: regulation of apoptotic process. Gene Ontology annotation, molecular function: p53 binding.
ACUGCGCAGGACUAUGAGGCGUGACGUAUGACGUGUCCGCUGCGGACUACCAUUCCCGGCAUACCCCGCGUCCGCCCUACCUGCUGCUCCCUACCUGCUCCUGCCGCGGCCAGUCUGCUGGAAUGUGAGGGGAGGAGGCGGAGAGGGAGAGACGCUGGAGACACCGAGACAGCGGCGCCCCGGAGACACCGACACUGCUGACACAGCCAGGGCUAAGCUGCUUGGCUGGCGAGACAACCUCCGCAAGAUGGCGGGCGACCAGGUGAAAUCCACGCAGUCUCUUCUGGAUCUCAACUUCCGAUCUUUGGCGGCCGAGGAGCUGAGUCUGAAACAAAUGGAGCUGAAUUCUGCAACGGCCAAACUGGAUGAGCUGAGGCUGGAACUGGAGAAGCGGAGGUCGUCCAGCAGCCCCAGGAAGGGCGAGAGUGCUGAAGUUCUCACCUCCUUAAGCUCUCCGACUUCAAUGUCCCCAUCCCUCACUCGCCGUUCUCAGCCAACACAAGCCCAGCCCUCGCUUGCUGCAAACUCUUCUCUGCAGUCUCAGAGACUCUGGGCCCCAGAACCAUCACUUUCUGCCCCAAAAGCUCCUUCGUUGACCAUUAAUUCCACCUCCACAGUCCCAAAACUGUCCCUCAGCUCCUCCCCCAACUUUACACGAAAGUCCUUGUCCACGGAGAAUACCGACCCCUUUAUGACCGUCCCAUCGCGGCCUACCUGGGGACGCCCUACCUCGCCUCGCCCCCAGUACUAUGAGCGGCCUGUCUCCACAUCACGUCUCUCUUCGGGCUCCUAUGACUAUGCCGGUGGCCCCAGAUCGUCCCCACAGGGCCCUGAUGGACCUCCAGUUGGGAUGUAUGCAGAAUGGGCUCCACCGCAGAGAUCCCCGUCACCUUACGACGCACAGCCGAGGUUCUCAGAUGACGUCAGUUCCUUGCGCCGCCGGCCUCCGCAGCGCAGCUGGAAUGAGUCUGACCUGGAUACCGUGUAUGAGAAGAAGGCUCCUCAGGAAAGGUCUGAUCGAGCGUCUCUUGGGGGAGUUCCCGUGGUGAAGGCCUGGCGGGAGAGUAGCCUGGACUCUGCUCCAAUGAAGGGCACAGGUGAUGUCUCUUCUACUCUCCCCCGGGGGUACAAGUUCUCUUCAAUGGACCGUGGCCCUCAGGGGCCUGAGCGUGGCCCUCAGGGGCCAGACUCUGUAUGGAGGACUGGUACCGGAACUUUGCCUAGAUCCUUUCCCCCUCAGCAACCCAUCUCUCGCAUUCCUGUCCCGCCUCCUGGAGGUAGAGGCCAGCCGCACAGACCCCUCCCACUCUCCAUGAUUUUUCGUCUGCAGAAUGCAUUCUGGGAGCAUCAGAUUCCACCCCAGGCACAAUUCUCACCUACACCAAUGACUAUGGCAUCAUCAUCACUAGUGCCCAUGCCAGUGGUCAUAGAUUUACCCAGUCCUGCUGUGGUGGCACCACCAGCAAAUGAAGAGGUUCCUCGGCCUCUCAGCCCUACGCGUCUGCAGCCAAAUCUCCCUCCCUCGUUAGCAGAGGUGCAGAGAGUGCUGGAAGAUAUACCUCGGCCACUAAGGAGGCGAGGCUCACAGGAACACACUAUGCAGGCCCCUCUACUUCCCACUGACCGCCGUCAGUAUCGGCAAAUCAUGAGCAGACUCUUUGGGAGGGCAGCCUCCAAACCCUCACCUGCUCCAGAGCAGCCAAAAGCUGAGGAGAAGCUUCAAGGAUCUGCAGGUAGAAGCGGUCCUCCUGUGGCGGAACAGGUCUCAGAAGAGGAGAACUUCUUCCAGAUGCCUCCCAUACCCGAGGAGCUGAAGACAGAAGAGAAGCUGGAAAGCGCCACGCCUAAAUCCAUUGUUGGUCCUGAAGAUCCCAUCUGCAUCAUCCUGGAGGCAUCGCAGUCUGCAGUUGGAGAAGCAGCCCCAGCACAAGCAGAGAUGGAACUUGGUGUCCCGGAGGUGAUAUAUGGAAGCCAGGCUCUGGAACUUCGUUCAGCUUUAAAAGGUCGGAAUUCCCCCAACAAGUCUCGCCCCCGACGAGCCCGCCUAGACCCCCUGAUUUUGCUGCUAGAUGGAGCACUUACCGGAGAGCUAGAAGUGGUUUCUCAGGCUCUAAGGGAGGUUAAUGACCCCAGUCAGCCCAAUGAAGAGGGUAUCACCGCCCUGCACAAUGCCAUCUGUGGGGCCAAUUUCCAUAUCGUCAACCUGCUGAUCAGCAGUGGAGCCAACGUGAAUGCAGCGGACAGCCAUGGCUGGACUCCUCUGCACUGUGCGGCUUCCUGUAACGACCUGCAGAUAUGCUCCGUUCUGGUGCGCCAUGGGGCGGCCAUCUUUGCUACAACAUACAGUGAUGGCACCCUAGCCGUGGAGAGGUGUGAUCCCUACAAAGAAGGCUACAAAGAAUGUCUCACCUAUCUGACUGAGGUGGAGCAGUGUAUGGGGGAGACGCAGAGCGGAGUGGUCUACGCCCUAUGGGACUACACCGCAGAGUUUUCUGAUGAACUCUCUUUACGUGAGGGGGACUCGGUCACUGUUCUAAGGAAAGACGGCGAAGGAGGCAAUUGGUGGUGGGCUGCUCUGUGUGGACGGGAGGGGUACGUACCCCGAAACUACUUUGGGAUGUACCCGAGGGUCCGCCCCCAGCGCAGUCCUCUGUGAUGGAGCAUGUAGAAAACGUGUGAUGUGUAUGUAUGUGUUGUGUCUGCGUGUGCUGGAUAGGGUACGAGUGGGGAACAGCCGUGUACAUUUAGUUUUGCAGCGGCUUCUUAUAUUUUGUAUAAAAACAUUUUGUAAUAAAACAAUAAGCAGUGA